This is a messenger RNA of Penicillium roqueforti, 6045 nucleotides long. Its product is annotated as MYB DNA-binding domain protein. Lineage: Eukaryota; Fungi; Ascomycota; Eurotiomycetes; Eurotiales; Aspergillaceae. Gene Ontology annotation, cellular component: Set3 complex. The transcript has 2 exons. The record is from RefSeq and is a predicted model, not a curated record. Bases 1 to 6045 code for a protein of 2014 amino acids. Gene Ontology annotation, biological process: regulation of transcription by RNA polymerase II.
AUGUCCUCCCGAUUUCCCCCAUCGUCCGGGUUCAAUCCCCGUGACCGUUCUCCGCAGCGAUUUGGAGACCGUCGCCCGCCGGCUGGUCCUCGUGGUCCUGACGACGGGCCUGCACCAUUUGGUAGAGAUCCACCCCGUGGUCCUCGGGCUCUUGUUGAUUCCCCUCGUGGUGGCCAUUUUGGUGGUCGUGGUAGGGGUUAUGGCCGUGGUGACUUUCGUGACCGUGACCGUGACCCACGAGACCGCGACCGAGAUCGCGAUUUUCGAGAUAACCGCGAUGGCCCGCCGUUUCGCCGAGACAUGGACCGGGACUGGGUUCGCCGUGACCGCGAUUUCGAUCCCCGGGACAAUCGGAUUGGCUUUGGCCGAGGCCGCUCAAGAUCACCGACGCGCGACUUUCGAGACAUAAGGGAACCCCCGGGCCGCGAUUUUGAUCUGGUUCGGAUACGACGCAACUCCAGGGACAGCAUCAUAUCUGCAUCUUCGGGAGGCCCAGAAGGUCCCCCUCCUAAUAUUGGCCAUAUGCACCGGGGAGGCAUGCGAGGGCGUGGUCGCGGCGAUUGGGAAGGAGGCCGAGGUCGUGGUCGUCCACCCUUCCUUGAUGAUCGUGAUCUUUUCCGUCGCCGUAGUCGAUCCCGUGAACCAUGGCGUGGACGUGAUCGGAUGGUGGAUCGCGAUAGAGAUCGAGAUAUGGACCGGGAUCGUGCAUUAGACCGUGAUCGGGUAAUGGACCGAGAUCGGGACCGAGACCUUCCACGCCCGAGAGAGCGAGAUCGAGAAUUAGAUCGCGAUUUGGACCGUCGAGAUCGCUUUGACCGUCGCGAAGAUUGGGACAACCGACGACCUGAUCGCGAGGACCGUGAUCGCCCAGUGGACUUUUGGAAACGGGACCGUCCCCCAAGCCGUGCAGAUAGUCGCGCAGCCAGCGGCUCAACUACAUCCUCACAUGCUCCUACAGCACCCGGCCCUGGACCUGGACCAACCCUAGCAGAUCGUCUGCCCGAGCAUCCACAAGUGGAUCAUAGCCGGAAAUCUUCGACCAUUCUCAGCACUACGGCUCUGGAAACUACGCGAGAUUCUGAGGGAAAUGACCCUAUCGCUGUUCGCACUAGUGGUACUCGACUAGAUGCUGUUCGCCCUGAGGCUGUUCGCCCUGAGGCUGUUCGCCCUGAGGCUGUUCGCCCUGAGGCUGUUCGCCCUGAGGCUGUUCGCCCUGAUGUUGUUCGCUCUGAUGUUGUUCGCCCUCACGCUUCUCGGCUGGAUGCUGUUCGACCUGAUGCUGUUCGCCCUCAUCCUCGGCCGGCUGCUCCUCGAUCGGAUGCUGUUCGCUCUGACGGUAUGAAAAACCCUGGACCAAUCAUUCGGAAUUCACCACCCCCAGCCGCCCCCCAGGUGCCGGCCUUUGGCUCAGUGACUUCCCCAAUCACGAAUGCUUCCUCAAAUAAAGUUUUUUCAGACCAACGCACGGCACCCAAUUCUACUUUGCCCACAGAGAGAGACCGCUAUGAAGUACCGCAAAGACAACCGGCCCAACCCCCUACAGGGCCCAAGGCAGAAAGGAUCGAGAGCAUACAGCCUCUUGAACCUCGCAGCCGCCCUGAAAGACCCCGUGAGACUGGCAAGCACCAAGUUGUGCCCCCUCGCCUCUCUAAACCGUCUAUCAAUUUCCCUGAUGUAUCACCACCCACCGCUCCAGCUGCCAUGACUCGGCCAGAUCCGGGGGCAGGGCCUAACGAAGGAUUUGGGGCCGGAAGGUCGAACUCACUUACCUCUUCCCCCACUUUUUCACGAAUUCCACCGCCUGCCCCACGCGCAUUAUCCCGUGAACCCUCUAUGUCCCCUCAAAUGCAAUCGUCUGGCAUUCCAACCGGCCCUCGAGCAUUGCAAUGGAAGGCUCCCUCCCCGCGUGGCCGUAAAGGCAGCAAACAGUGGGUGCGACCGGGCUACGGCCGAAUACCCUCUAUUUCUAAUGCACUGCCGAAGCAAGAGCCUGUUGAAGAGAGCGAAGGUGUUUCCCCUGCCAAUGAAGCCACACGGCCUCUAUUAGCACCUGAGAUAGACGACCCCGAGAGUGGCGAGAUUCUUCCCCAUGAACCUGCGAGAGAACCCUCGCCUGUUUCCCCGCCAUUGAACCUCCCACCCCGGCGUAGUUUAUCGGCUGUUGACAUUCAAACAAGUGAUGCAAAUGAACCUUCUGAGAUGAGCGGCACUGAUAAACCCGCCUUGAUCCCAGACUUUGAAGGUUCAAGUGAUGAGGAAGAUGGGGAGAACAUUGUUUUCACCCAAGAAUAUCUUGAUGACAGGAAGCGGAUAUUUGAAAAAGAUAUGGAGUCACUGCGAGCAGAAUUGCCUCCAUCACCUUUGGAAGAUUCGGCCAUUGUGGCUCUUUUGCUAAAAAUCCAGCUACUUGGCAUGGUAGCCAACGAAAAGACAGUUGAAAACCCCCCCGAACCACUCGCCGAACCACCCACCGAACGAGUAUUAGAACAACCAGUGGAUCCUGUGCCUUCAGUAGAGGAUGAAGAGCCAGUCGACCAUUCAACCACUGAGCGAGUGGUCUCUUUUCCCUCCACACUACCCGAGCGCGAACCAGAGCCAAUUACUGAAACUAUCAUCCCCCCCAUGGUGCCACCUGAUGAGGUUACUAUCGAGAGUCUCCCAUUCUUGCACUCAGGCCCUCCAAUACCUAUUUCAGAUAUGGAUGUAUACCAUGAGAACAUUACGAUCCAAAAUCGUCUCAGAGACACGUUCAGCACAGAACUUUCGAAGGUGCAAGCGAGAACUUUCAGAAAAAAUGCACUCCUCAGGGACGAGUAUGUGUCUCACUACAAGCUCUGGCGAAUGGCUAUUUGGGAGCUCGAUCGUAUGAAGGAGAAGAAGUCCGUGACUCCUGGUCCAGCCUUCUCACCAAUAUCCACGGUUCCAACUACCCCGGCGCCCAUGCCGGAAGGCCGUGAAGGCCGUCGUUACAAAGGAAAUAGCGAGCUUGAUUUCCUCAAUGCUUUGAAGGCCUCCGAAAUCUCCGCCCAAGAAGAGCUUGAACGUCGACGAAUCAAGAUGGCCACUGCUCGGCCCGAUCUGGGCCGUGAAGCGAUCAUUCCGAAUAUGCUCGAACCGCGGGAGGUAAAGGCCCGUAUCUACAAAGAUGUGAACAACAACAUUGAGUGUAAUAUGGCUCUGGAUGUUUUCGGUUUCGUGCCGCCUCCUAAUGAUUUCACCCCGGAGGAGCAUAUAAUCUUUACGGACGCCUUCAUGGCUCAUCCAAAACAGUGGGGCAAGAUUGCCGAAUCUUUGCCCGGUCGAAAUUUCCAGCAGUGUAUUGUACACUAUUAUCUCACCAAGGAAGAGAUUAAGUACAAGGCCAAGCUCAGCAAACGCUGGAAUAAGCGGAGCAAGGGGACUCGAAAGGGUCCACGACCGAAGUCAAAUGCCCUCACCGCAGACAUGGGUGUGGUGAAACCUGACCAUGUGGGUGAGGAGGAGCCGCCCGCUGUCACAGACACCGGUCGUCCACGACGUGCGGCCGCGCCCACCUUUGGCGAUUCCACCGAGGUAGAGAGCACGCCGAUUGGCCGUCGGGGCCAGCUUGGCAAGGACGGCGAACCAGUGGAUAGACCUUCGACUCGGCGUGGCGGACGGGGCGGAGGUACUCGCGGUGCACGGCGCGUGAAGAGCACUACUCAACCAGAUCCGAAGACCCAUGUGGUAAUGCCACAGGGCAAUCUGCCCCCGAUUGUACCGCCAACACCACUUCAUCCUGGAAGCGAAAUGGAUUUGGCCUCGGAUCACAUAUUGGAAGGAUAUGAGGCCCGCGAACAAGAGCGUUCCGAAAAAGAAUCCAUACCGCCAAUUUCUCGAGGCAGGGUGGGACGUGGGCGAGCGAAGGAAGGAGUUUAUGUCUUCGAGUCUACUGAGGUUGAACCUUUUCUGGGAACUAAACAGCUUGAGACGGGAUAUGGAUCCUUGCAACCAACGAGUUACUGGUCUGUACCGGAGCAGCGCGAUUUCCCAGCGUUGCUGGGACAUUUUGGUCGUGAUUUCGAGGGUAUCUCGGGUUGGAUGAAGACCAAGACAACGGUGAUGGUGAAAAAUUUUUAUCAACGCCGCCUGGACUCGGGCCAGAAAGACUUUGAGUUGAUUCUAACGGACGCCGAGGAGAAGAAGGCUCGCGGUGAGGCCACAGGGCCGCUUCCUGUCCCAAGUGUUGCGCCAAAGCGACGAUACGAGGCAACUCCGUCUUCUAUUAUCCCUCGUCCACUUGCCCCUCAUGGGGACCCUAUGGCCGAGGUCGAUGAAAUACGAUUCCCUAAAGGCAAGCCUGUUGGUCUCUCACCGCAACCCAUGUCGCUGCAUGGACGACCUCUGUCCGACAAGGACCGGAAUGUCGGUCGCUACCAGCCACUGGCACAAGCUUCCGCUGCUUCACCUGUGCCGUCUACCGCAACUCUAAUCGAAGAGUCGACUCGGGCAAUUCGCGCGCAAGGAGGUCCAUCUCACCGCGUUCAGGGCCCACGCCUUGGAUAUUUCACAGAGGAUAGACGAGACUCUUCGGGAUUGCCCCAUGGCGCGUCUCGUGCGCAAGAACUAGCGAUUUCCUCGCGCCAUCCUGACUCCAUGCCGACGGAUAUGGCAAGAAUGGAACCCUUGUCCACACAGGGCUAUAUUCCCGCGCAGCAGCCAACUUCUCACCUUUCAUCAACCCACUCACGUCACGCCAGCUUAACACAAACCCCCGGCUCGCCAUCCCUGCAACUUAGACCCGAACUCGACAUCUCGUCUGUUCACCGCGAUCCUUUUGCCCAAAGACCUUACUACUCGCUUGCAGGUCAGCCCAUGGGUCUACCACAGUCGCCUCGUCCUGGGUUGUCGCCAGUGAAGGACGUCCCUCGCCCGAGUGCGACUCCCGCUCCCGACGCAACUCGUCAGGUGCCUGCAAAGCGGUCUAACAUCAUGAGCAUUCUCAACGAUGAGCCCGAAGAGCCCCAACCGCGCAAACGAUUUGCCAGUGAGCAGGCUCCAUCUGUCCCUGGCGCAACCUCAGGCAUAAACCCAAGGCCCAUAUACCAGGCUAGCGGACCCCCUCGCCAUGAAGACAAUAUUAUGUCAGGCAUGUCGCAAAAGCCUUCUGUUUACGCCCAGCAAAGCCAAUAUCAGCCGUCAUCUCGCGGCUACUCAGAGUACUCUGGCUAUGGUCCCCCUCAUGGUGGCUCGGGCACAUCAAAUAAUGACUGGAUGGCACGGUUUGAUCCACGGGCGCAACAGACUCCGCCACAGCCUCAAGCUCCAUCACUGCCACCACAACAGCAGCAAAGCGGCCGUCAGGGUUCGUAUUCAUCUUACGCGGCAAAUCCAGGCCAAUCCUCCUUGACGAAUCUUUCCGCGCCAUCCCCAGCGCCGACUCCGCCGCCAAUAAAUGCCUCUCAACGAUCGGCUUAUCCCAACGUUUUCUCCCAAGGCUCCUCUGCUCAACCACCCAUGGCCUCUGGCUCCCGAGAUAUGGCCUCGCAACCGGGUUCCUAUCGACAAGGGUCACCUGGCCCGCGUCCCGGUAUGGUGUAUGGCUCCCGACAAGAUCCACCAACGCCAGCGCAGUCUUCGGCUAGCCUGUAUGGUAUGCAUCCGCGGCAGUCAGCAACGCCAAAUCCAGUACAGCCACACAGUUAUCAACAACAUGUGCAAACAAUGGUCAGUGGAUCGCAUCAGCCGCAAUCCCACCGCUCAACACCUGUCAACUUACCAGGUGCUUCUUCGCAGUACGGGCACAACACCCCUCCUCCUCAGUCCCAGGCUGGCCGGUCAAUGGCAUCGCUGGCGAGCCUCGGUCGCUCAUACACCCCUCCAUCGGCUCUACAUUCCUCGAUGAGCGGGGGCACUAUGGGCGGCUAUGCCCCCCCUCAGUCAUCUGCGCCUGGAUCGAUACCGCCACUCCACCAACGACCUCCGGGAUCGCUUGGUGACCCUGUAUCCACCCAAACACAUCACCGUGUCUACAGCCAUGGGUCGGCUCAAGGCGUACUACCGCCGCCUUCUCAACCUCCUCGCUAG